CAUUACCAAAGGGGAAGGUUAAUAAACACGACGAUCCACAUUGAUUUGUGGUCGGAAGAUUUUCUUAUUUCCUUGUGAAUCAUGAAAGUUUGACACAUGACUUUGGUUCUUUCAGCUUUUAUAGCAUACAAUUAGCUUAAUAUGACAGCUCCUCAAAAUUUAAUCGUUGAAGUUUUCUAUGGCGGUUCACACAAACAAUUGCUUGACAUUGUAAUAGGAGGUCUUGGUAUAUCAUCAAAAUGUCAUCUUGUCACUCUUCCAGACAAGAAAUGGCACUGGAAAGCAAGGACAGGUGCUCUCACUGUCUUAGAUAAAAUUCCUUUGGAACACAAUUUUAAAGUAAUCUUUGUGAGCAGCGUUUUGAACUUAGCUGAGUUGUUAGCCCUUCGACCAGACCUACAAAAUUUGAGAAAAAUAGUUUAUUUCCAUGAGAACCAACUUGUUUAUCCCGUCAAACAACAAAAAGAAAGAGACUUUCAGUAUGGUUAUAACCAAAUCUUAACUUGUUUGGUGGCUGAUGUCGUCUUAUUCAACUCGGAAUUUAAUAAAAAUUCAUUUCUAUCAAACAUUUCUAAAUUCAUGAAAAUCCAACCUGGCCCUGGUAGACCUAAAGGACUCAAAGAAAGGAUAGAACCGAAAUGCAGUGUGCUUUAUUUCCCCAUUCAUGUAGAUGCCUUGAGGUCAGCAACACUAAACGGAAAUAAAAAAGAUGGGCUUUUGCAUCUACUUUGGCCACACAGAUGGGAGCAUGACAAAGACCCAGAAAUGUUUGCCAGGGUAUUGCUGUCGCUGCAUAAAUCUGGGCUUGACUUUCGAGUAUCCAUGCUGGGAAAAGUUUGCUCUGAUUUCCCUGAAAGUCUCGUCUGCGCUAAAGACGAAUUGAAUGAAAAAGUUUUGCAUUGCGGAUUUGUUGAGUCGAAGGAUGAAUAUCUCUCCAUUUUGCAUGAAGCUGACAUCGUCAUCUCCACUGCAAAACAUGAGUUCUUUGGUGUUGCAAUGAUGGAAGCUGUUAUUAGUGGUUGUCACCCACUGUGUCCUAAUGCUAUUGUUUAUCCAGAAAUCUACCCUACAGAAUGCUUAUAUGAGAAUGAGGAAGAUUUGUUCAACAGGUUAGCAAAAUUUUGUUCAGAACCUAGAAGUGCUAGAAUCUCUUUUGGAGAGAUAAAAAUAGACGUUGAAAAGUUUAGUGAUAAAGUUUUGCUGCCAGAAUAUGCAAAACUUUUUAAUUUGUUUUGAUAUUGUAAAGAAUAAAACUAAUAUUGUUAAUAAAUAACAAAA
This is a messenger RNA of Neocloeon triangulifer, 1278 nucleotides long. Its product is annotated as glycosyltransferase-like domain-containing protein 1. The record is from RefSeq and is a predicted model, not a curated record. Bases 142 to 1236 code for a protein of 364 amino acids. NCBI's taxonomy places the organism in Eukaryota, Metazoa, Arthropoda, Insecta, Ephemeroptera, Baetidae. The transcript is spliced from 6 exons. Gene Ontology annotation, molecular function: glycosyltransferase activity.